UAAAACACAAAUCAUAAAAUCUUAUCCUGCUCACCAAUCUCCUCCACUCAAAUGGCGCUAACCAUGACCAUCAGCCAUGGCAGCAGUACUGGUGGCGGUAAUGGAGUCCGAAUCCUCUGCGGUAACCCCACCAAACAAUCAUACACCCGCCUCCCUCCUCGACGACGCGUCCUCUUCCCCACCUCCCCCAGAAUUCUUCACUUAACGACCUUCGCAGCCAAAAAGUUCUCCCCCCGAACCGGACGCUUCGACAGCAAGAACCGGAGGAGCGCUCUCACGACGAAAGAACAAGAUGAGGAACAAGAGCAGAAACAAAGGACGGCUGAGAUUGAAGAACAGAAUGUUGUUGUCGGGGUUGGGUUUGAUAACGUUGGUGGGAGUUCUUCCGAGGUUUCGGCUGAUGGGAAACCGUUUCCGGAACUUCCUGGUCUUCAACCUGAUUUGUGGGAAGGUCCUCAGUGGGAUGUUCUUGGUUUCCUUGUUCAGUAUUUGUGGGCUUUUGGCAUUGUUUUCGCGUUAAUUGCGUGUGGGGUUGCUGUGUCUACUUACAAUGAAGGGGCAACAGAUUUUAAGGAGACUCCUGCAUACAAAGAGUCUAUCCAAUCUCAAGAGCUUUUAGAAGAACCUGAGGCCUCUAAUUCAGAUGUAUUUGAAUUAAACCCUACUGAAGUUGCACCUAGUUUGGAGUAGUUGCUGUAAAAUGAACCCAAAAAGUCUUUAUAUCUGGAUUGAUAAACAAAUCACUUGAAGUCAAGCUUUUUCCUUGAUUUGUAAGGCAAUGUCUGUAAUUUACCUUUGCAAAUAUUGUAUCUUAAUGAUUUUGAGAUGAUGUUACAAAUUAUGUGAUAGUCGGCAUACAUUAAAGGCACAGUUGAUACGUCCA
Molecule: messenger RNA, 883 nt
Organism: Theobroma cacao (cacao)
Lineage: Eukaryota; Viridiplantae; Streptophyta; Magnoliopsida; Malvales; Malvaceae
Product: AT-rich interactive domain protein
Source: RefSeq, a predicted model, not a curated record